Molecule: messenger RNA, 7854 nt
Organism: Sabethes cyaneus
Lineage: Eukaryota; Metazoa; Arthropoda; Insecta; Diptera; Culicidae
Exons: 8
Coding region: 84-7802 (2572 amino acids)
Source: RefSeq, a predicted model, not a curated record
UAGAUAUAAAUGUUAAUUUGCGAAAUACGCAGCAGUUAAAGAUUCGAAUUCGUGCACAAACGCACUGAUAGUGUUAGCCCAAAAUGAGUUCCAGAGGAAAAAGAUCUUCGAUACUGAAAAAACGCCCAUCGGUUGGCUUUGGUAGCACGGAGUCUAGCCCAUCGGAAACAACUGGAAUGCAAAAGUCCACCAAACGUAUAGGAUUUAAACCGAAAAAAUCAGUGAAAGAAUUUUUUGCUACCGAUGAAACGGCUACCGUUUGGUGCAAUUCGUACGAGCUAUCAGCGGAUGGCACUCCAACUCAUCUAACUAUAAAUGAAACCACACAAAAAGACGACACAAAAGUGGAAAACUCUCAGAUGGCUGUCUUCGAUUGUAGCCACAACAAGGAGAAUGUUGUCGAAAGGCGUACUAUUAGUCCGAAUAACAGCAGUAUUUGGAAUCUUUCACUUUCGGGAUGCGAGGAAGAAAGACGUCGAAUGAAAUCUGACACCACGGUGAACUCUUCGAUGCUUAAUGCAACGGAAAAACUCUUCCUAGAGCCAACGCUACCACAUGCGAGACCAGUAUUGCGACCAAAGCAAAGAGACACCAUUAUGGAUUCUAUUGCUAUGGAUGUGAGCCCGGUUAAAUGCAAUGGAAGAACGGGGUCGCCACGGAAGACAAUUUACUUCCAUCCGAAGCAGAAUAUGUUUGUGGCAAUAGACGAUGUUAUUCCCGUCGAAAAUUACAAUCAUACGUCGGUACCGAAAGAUGCAGACGUCAAAUUCUUUGGUCCUACAAAGAAUCUUACUGCUAGCGAAUCGAAACCCAACGAUUCUCGAUCUAGUAGAAUUCUUUUUCAAACCUCGAACACUUCUAAUCCUUGGCGCAACAAGUCGAUUCAAACAGAACCUAGACCCUCACUAGCUGCGGCCGAUAAGCAAUCAGUCGCGAUUAAUGCAGAUCUAUCGGCCGGUUGGAGUUCGCACGUAGCGGGUUCAGGUGAAUCGAGGACACCUCGGAACACCUUUGGCAAUAGUCAGUUCGAAAUAUCGGAAGCGUGGAAUUCUCAUCCUGCUGCUGCGUUAAAAUUGAAGCUACUGCAGCAGCAGUCCGGUUCCAGUCAGCACGGGUGUCUGUUUUCUGACGAAGGCGGAGGAAACGGCAACUUGGACGACAUGGAUUCUACCAUCGCAAUCAGCCGAACGGUGGCGGAGAUGUUGGGUCCGGGAUCGACGCCUGCUUCGCUAGAGAGUACCCGUUGCGGCCAAUCGCAGCCCAUGCAUGUAGAAAAUAAUAUUCAGCAGGAAGCAAUGGAAACGUCGCUUAUCGCUGAACAGGAUCAUAAAUAUCAUACCGCGAAAAAUGCUACCGCAACAAUAGGAGACAUUCUUGCAGAAGAAUCCAUAACUGACGUACAACUCCCUUCGAAUGCUCUUAGCCGGUCGCGACCAUCAAUAAAUCCUUCAGUUAUCAUUAUGGACGAGAGCACCUUUCCGUCUCAGGAAGUGGUUGUAUCCGUAUCGGGCCAUGGGCGUGCGCCAAAGACGCAAAGGUUAAAACAAGUCCAGCCAAGUUCAUGUGUGAAUCAAACCCGAGCUGAAAGUAGUGCGACGUUUUUGCAAGUUCCAUCGCCAUUAAGAACUCCACCUUCGGAGAGUAAUAGACGAACGAUUGCUGCUGAAGAGACGAUAGCAGUGGACGAUCAGCUACCAAAGAGCGUAGCAACAGUUUCCUCGACUCCUGCACUGCGGCAGACAACCUAUGAUCCAUACGAGAUGGAAGAAACAUAUGUGAAUAAACCAUUAGCUCCGAUGCAGGAGGUGCAUUUGGACAUGUCGGAACUGAUAUUUGCACGAAACAGUGUCGGACUAGAUCUGGUAGCAAAAGAGGUUCCGAAAAUAGAAAUGGAUCGACCUAAAAUUCAUCGAAUUCCUCCUAGAGCAUUAAACCAUGUUUUCGGCAGUAAAAAUGAAAACGUAGACAAGAAACCAAUCCAAAUAUACGUUGAUUCGCCUGAUAAAACGGAGACACAAUUGAAAAAAGACGUUGCUCCAAAAACAACGAUUUAUCAUUCGAUAGAUCUCACGGAAGACGAUAGUCCACCGAAGCCAGUUGAGGGUAACCAAAAAAUCGCUCAUCAAGGCAUUGCGAUCGACCUCGCCUGUGCUGACGAAAAUAUUGCACAAUCGGCUGCAGCGCGCGGAACCGAUUAUUGCCAGUAUGAUAUAUCUAUGGGGAGCCCGGCAGGCACGAAUCCUAAAAUGGGAAGAGGUACUAGUGCAGCGGUUGAUACUCAUAGCGAUAGCAUGGAAUUAAAAAUGUUGUCGUCUACCCAAAAUAUUCGCCCAUCUAUUUUGUUCGAUGAACAAAUAGAGCCGUGUCCAAUGGAACCCCGUACUGGAUCGUUAGAAGAUCUUGGGCAGUUCCAAAUUAGUAGGUCAGUUAUUGGCGAGGAAAAUUUGAAAAAAGACGUUGAUUAUACAUCAGAGCAACAGUUUGAAAACAAAGUGGUUUCAAAAACGAAGAUUUAUCAUUCAAUAGAUCUUACGGAGGACGAUGACCGAUCGAUCCAAAUCGAAGGGGAAAGUCGAAAACAGCACUCUCGAGAAACAGUUUAUUUUCAAGACAAUGCAAUUGAUCUUACUUGUAAGGAUGGAAAAAUUUCACGAUCCUCUCCAGGACGGAGAACCGAUUAUCUGCCGGUUGAUAUUUCUAUGGUUAGUCCCGCGUGCACGAACGCCAAAAUAAACAGAGGUACUAUUUUGACGGCAGACGCCAUGGAACUGGAAACGAUGCCAACCAGAAAAGUGCAGCGUCCCACUAUUCUGUACGACGAACCUUUGGAGCUGAGUGCAGUCGAAUUUGGUACUGGAUCGUUAGACGCCUUUAGGAAAGCACAAUUUCGGAAGACAAUUGUUGAUCCCGAAGCUAUGGAAUUUUCUCAGAUUCUACCUUCUGUCUUCGAAAAUUCGAUUCCACCAAAUCACGACAGGAAAACAAUGUUGGAGGCUGUAGAUAUGAAUCAAUCUCCGCUAGUUCAGAGUAGGUCGGAUGAAGCAGUUGCACGAUCAAAGCGGUUAACGGUGAUGGUUCCGCAGGAUAUGGAUGUAAGCAAUGCUCCUAAUUCGACGGUAAUAUUGGAUCCUGCGAAGAACAUGCAUCAACGACACACCAUUUAUCUUGACAGCGAUAUGGAGCAAAGUCCAAAAGUAUCAAUCUCUCAGAAGUCUCAAGAAAAGCAGCGAAAAACGAUCUUGAAACGCGAAAGUAUGGAUCAAACGUUUUCUUGCAUCGAGAACUUUAUUGCUCCAGAGUCUUUCAAACGUUGUUCACAGCGAGCUACAACUUACGAUGUCGAAGACGUAGAUGAAACUAGAUGCACGCUUCUUCCGCCAGUGAAUCCUCCAAACAAAAACGAACAACAUACCCGUCAGACAACAUUUGCGGCCGAAGAUAUGGACGAGACGGCGUGUGAACCAGUUCGACAAGGUUUGCAGCAGAAUGUUCGUCAAAAUUCGCGAAUUACAACGUUCGAGUCACAUGAUAUGGAUCAAUCCCACCGUGCUGUUCCUAACAAGAGUGAUUCACUUUAUAUAAAUAAUGCUAAGGGCAUCGAUUCCAUUCGACCAAGUAUAGAUCAUUCGGUGCAUGUGGAAUAUCCGGUCGGAGAAGAAAGUGUAAAAUUUGUUGAUGCAAAGUAUAUACCAGUUUCACCUGCUGCCGAGCCGUUGUCCAUCUUAGAUAAUAAACAAUUUAAAGUGGAUCAAGCAAACCCAACACUGCAACACCCGGAUAAAACUUUAGAAGAAACAGUACAACCUUUCACUCGGCAAACCUGCUAUAUAGUACAAAAUAUGGAUCAGACGCAUAUACCAAUCCGACAGACGGAAAAUACUAAUACUACCGGAAAACAGUUGCGGCAAACUUUAUUCGAUCCCAUUGACAUGGAAGCUACGAUUGCUUCGCCCGAUCAACGGCUUGAGUUAUCGAUUCGUUUAUCCGAAAAGAAACUUCGGAAUGUGCAGAGCACAACCGCAAAUAAACUUUCACAUUCACGUCAGACAACCUUUGCUGUCGAAGAUAUGGACCAGACGGCGCCGUGUGAACCUGCUCGACAAAGUUUACAACCAAAUAUUCGUACAAAUUCGCGAAUUACAAAUUUCGAAUCACCUGACAUGGAUCAAUCACGCCAAGCUGAUAUAAAACAAUCCACUUUGUCGAACAACUGCAAAUCACCAACAGAAAAACUGUUGGAACCGCCCUCGCCACGGUGUGUUGUAAAUAAUGCUGUGGACGUUGAUUCCACUCGAGCAAGUACAAUUCAUUUACUGCAUGCGGAACACCCAAUCGGAGAAGAAAGUGCAAAAUUCGUAGACAGCAAGUACUCACCAGCUUCUCGAAAAACCCUCUGUAACACAGCGUGUCAAACGAGUUUCAAUGCAGUUAGUUUUGAAAAAUCAACCGCAAGCAAAACAGUUGACGCAGCCGAAGAACUAGAAAAUGGGGUUUCAAACUUGCAUUUGAAGGCUGCAGAUAGUCCCAACAACAACCGUAAAACUAUCUAUAUUGGGGAUGAUAUUGACGAAACAUGUGUCGGGUUCUGUGGUAACUCAUCAUCGAACAAAGUACGCCAAACCAUUUUCCCACGGGAUGACAUGGAGGAGACAACAGUUAACGUUCAGCAGUAUUGCUUGCCAGCUGUGGAAAAUCGUAAAACUCUGCUGGUUGAGGAUGACAUGAACCACACAUUGCCGAGGCAACGUUUGGUCAGCAUUAGCGAUGAAAUGCAGCCGUUGGGUAUUACCUGCAACUCAUUAGGAAUGUAUUCAACGCGUAAAACUCUCCACAGUGAAGGUAACGUGGUUGGAUCAGUUGCAUCGCCAUCUGCACCGGAAGAAAGCAACACUGUAGUGGACUGUAAUAAAGGCCAACGGAAGACAGUAAACAUGGAAUUGGAGAGUGAGUAUCAAACAACCCCUAUGUUAGAACAAGCCACUACGAGCAAACCAAAGCGACAAACCACCGUCGAACCUCGGGAUAUGGAUAGCUCCAUGGUACUUCACCCGGCGGAAGUAUCUGUUAUAAAGUCCCCUAAAUUCCUGAAACCUGCGGUGCAAUCUCGGAAAAUAAUUGAUAUCACUGAUGACGCAGAUGGUGUGGAAUCUGAUUCCGCUAUAGACGUUGCUACGCCAUCGGAAAAUGGGCGAAUCGAUGGAAAGACUGACGUUUCGUUUACAAUUCCGCAUAUGCCUAACGAUUAUGUGUUGCGAAGUACAGCCCUUAUGCCACCGGGCGGAGUGUACAGCCAUGUAGUAAAGCCCGUGGCAAACAUGCUGCAGCCAGAUGACAGCAAUGCAACCAUCACAGACGUUCUGAUAACUGUAAAGGGAAUUUCCGUGCCAUCUGUUGCGAUACAUGAGUUAAGUGAGCUCGCAGAACUUGAUACUGUGUCUGUCAAGGCGUCAAGACCUGAUACUACUAGUUUUGCUAUACCACCGGAAACGAUGGCAAGCCUAGAGUUGAAAGAGCUGAAUGAGCCAUCGUUUUCCCAACCAACGGCACAGGCCGUAUCGGUCAUACAAGAAACACCGAAGAAAGCGGGACUAAUGCCGGUACGACGCAGCAGGGGGACAAUUUUCGACCGGGUAUCGAUGGAGCUGGACGAAUCCGGAGUGAGGCCUAUAAAGUGUGAACAUCUAGAUGUGCUACCGGAAAAUAAAGAGAAUGAACCGGUCUGUGAAAUGGAAAUGACGACAAGAAAUGUCCCCGAACAUGUUGCUCAACAGAUUAAAAAUGAACAUGAUUCUAGCGAAGAAGAGUUUUACGAUGCCGAAGCAAACCAGGAAGAACCAGUUUUGGAAGCUAAAGAGGAAAUUGUACAUGUGUCAUGCGAAGCCAAAACACGCAAUGGUGUAACUCGCGGAUGCCUGAAAACGGUCGAAGUUCAAGAUAAAGCUGAUCAAACGGCGAAUGUGUCGCUACCAAACCAGACAGAAUACAAAACGCUUAACUUCAUUGAUGUAGACGCACUCGAGCAGACUACUAAUGCAGCCCAAAAACGGCAUCUGUCCAGAAUAUCAAAAUCCGUCCUGCUAGAACUACAACCGGAUCCGCUGAAUGUGUCUAUUUCUGAUGAUUAUCCUGUGAAAAAACGAAAAACCUUUACUCAAACGCAUGCAAACGCUGCUACAGAACCGAUCUGUGAACCGCGAAAGUCAACUAAACGUGUUACCUUCCACGAAUCUGUCGCUCCGCAACCGGAAGAAAAUAUUCGGUUAUCGACGGAACCAGCAGAAGAUACCAUUCCGGAAAUAGAAACAAUUACCAUCAAGAAAGAACAUGGUACAAUUUUGAAGAACCGCGAUCACAGUGUCGGGCAGAGUAGACUGGGUUACUCACUGCUUACAGAUCCAUCGGUAUUCAUCAUUGAAGAGAGCGAUAUGUUGGCAAAUGAGUCCAACCUUUCGCUAGUAGAUUCGCCAAACGUACAAAACGCUAGUUCAAGAUACAGUACGUUAAAAGCUGAUGACACGUUUUACAAUGAAGUCGCUCAUCUUACCGUGAAUGUUGAUCAGGAGGAAAGCGUGGAUUGUAUAACUAUAAGUGAUGAUUCGGUUACUGAACCCGUGCAACCCUCGACGACCAUUGUAGCAGAGCAAUUUCCAACGAAAUUAUUAGAUAUCUCUAAACCAGCCAUGAAACCGCGAUCUUCCAUGGAGCUUAACUCCACUGUUGCUAGCGAAGUUAUGCACGAACUUCGACAGCAGGCACUUAAGGUGAAAAAAACAUGCUGUGGCUCUCGUGGCAAAUGUAGGUGUCGCAACAGGAGAACAGUGGCGGCAGUAAAAAGAGAUAAUACUGCCGAAGUACGAGACAGUUGGAAGCACAACUUCGAUCAGAUACUGGAAUCGGUGACCGAAUGGAGUCCGCCUUACGACAUGCCGCUGGACGACCGGCUGCGGGAAAUUUUAAAUCGUCCUACACCAACGUUCGCGCUGCCAUAUUUGGAGCAACAAUCUGCCCAUCUUAGAACUACUCAAUCCGUUUGGGGUCCAGAUGAAAAUAACAAGAGACUUUUGCCGCUGCAGGAUGCCUCACGCAAGGUAUUCAAUCGCUGUCAUCUGCCAAAAACACCCGGCGUGAUGGUGCUGUUAGCUAACAAGUUAAAAUCGGAGCGUUAUCGGUGGUUUUUGGAUGCUACCAACGAAUGUCGGACGUACCUCAUGCUGCGCCAUACGGUUCUGCGGACAGCGCAAUUCAAGGUUUCAUUCCAGAAACCACUGCCCUGCUCUAGUAGUGCCGAUGACGUUCGAAUUAUAGGGAUCGAAUGUACACGACGCCCGGAACGAUUAGUUCCAUCUCCUAGACUGUUGGUGGCGCAUAACGAAUUUAUGGCGAUAGUACAGAAAAUAAACUUGACACAGCUGGCUUCACACUGCCCGUCAUUAUCCAAUUUGAUAAAUCUAGUGGAUCAGUUGAAUACCCUUGUUGAGCAGGCCUUGAAGCGGGUUGAUCAGCUGUACCGAAUUGUUCGAAACAAUGGAGCUAUUCUAGAAAUCUACGGAGAGUCUUCUCAAUUGCGAAUCUUCUCGGUAUAUGAGUACUUGCGGGAUGGAGAGAUGCACUGGAACAGAGUGUCUAUACAAUUUGAAAUCAUAGAUCAAAUAGACCGCAGCUGUGUAUCGUUCCAUAAGAGUUCGCACAACGAGGGCGCCCUUUUUCCAACGGAACAACAGUGUGGUCGGGCAGGUGCUCGAGGUUUACUAUUUUUAGAGUGUUUACUGUGGAAUAUCGGAAAACCGACUAUCGAUUCGUAAGAAGAUGUUCUAUUAGGCAAACUUCGCUAUUGUAAAUUGUAGUGUGUAGUAA